AUGUCUUUCAAUGAAGAUGUCCAAAGUGAACAUAAUUUCUCCAAUGAAAAUCAAGAGCAUCAAACUCCCAAUGAACCAGAUCAUGAAGAAGUACUACAUGUUCCUCCUAUCAACAAUGACCAUAUCAAUCAUGAAGAAAUACCACCUGCUUUUCCUGUUAAUCAUGAAGCAGUACCACCUCCAAUUCGAAGAUCUAACAGAAACAGCACUCAACCAACUCGUUUAAAGGAUUAUAUAUGUUACAAUGUGACAAGUUUAGGUUCAAUCGAUUGUCCUACUCCAGCCAUGUCACUUUCUUGGCGGAUUCAGUUAGAUUCCCUCGACCUUCGAAUUUCUGGACCUUAUUGUUCUGUUCCAUUUCCAAAUACCGUUGAUACGGUAAAAAUCCAUGAGGAUUUGGAGAUAAUACUGACAUGUUUGUUGUUUUGGCCGCCGCCCACCAGAAAAGUCAACCUAGGAUGGGCUUCAUGGUAAAUUAAGAAGAUUUGAGGGACCACAGAAGGUUGACGCCUCAACAGAUGGGAAUGGAAUGGUAAUGUGAAGGUGGAGGUGUAAGUGGUUGGCCAUGCAAUGUUUGAUACUUCUAAAGUAGAGAAUAUCAUGGUUUUCAUUUUAGAAUCAUCAAAUUCUACCAAAGGGAAGAGACAGCUUCUUAAGCAAUAUGAAUUUCAUUCCCCUAAUCAACAAUAUUUAGCCCGUUAAUGGUACUUAAUCAUCUAUCAGGUCAACUUUUUCAGAACUUUUAUGCAUUAAAUGACCGCUUUCUAUGCCGAUUUUCCUGAAACUGUACCAAUUAGGAUUGUUCAUCUGGUCUUCCUGCAGUUACUGAUGUAGAUGCAGCUAUUAAAGCUGGAAUGUAUGAUAUCAUUGAAGCUGGACAUAUUUUUUAUCUAUGCAGAUAAAAUUCCAAACGCCAAAACAAUCCACACAAGAUGUAUCGACAAAAGGACACCUUCCGUCCUGCGCAACGUGCAGGAAUACUUUUUUAUUAUUUUAAGCAUAAAAAUUGUAAAAGGGCGAAUUGCAGAGUAUAGCAACAUACUUAACUGUGACUACCGAUUAAGAUAAUCUACUAUACAUGUACAUAAAAGCAACACCUUCCAACCCCCGCAACGCGGGGGAAUGCAUCUAGUUGAAAAUAUGUUUAUGCAAAGGAAAAUGAAUAAACGAAUUUAAUUUACGAUUCUAGUUGG
Messenger RNA from Lactuca saligna, 1193 nucleotides. The record is from the annotation of a GenBank genome assembly. NCBI's taxonomy places the organism in Eukaryota, Viridiplantae, Streptophyta, Magnoliopsida, Asterales, Asteraceae.